AAAAAACAAAACCCGAUCUAAAAAAAAAAGACUUACCCCAGGCCGGAAACAAGUCGCCACGCCGUUCCCCGGCCGACCUCGCUUCGCCCCGACCACCGCAGGGCCAUGGAGCCGAACGCCACCGUUGAGGCCGACGCCGAGGACGACUACAUGGGGGACCUGUCCCACUUCCUCCCGCCAAGCCCGCCCUCUCCCUCCAGGAGCCUCGGGGUCCGGAAGCAACCCCCCAAGCCGGCUCCGCCGGCGCGAGGGCACGCGAAGCGCGCCAAGAGGCUACCGUGGAAGGAGCGCCGGCGGCAGGAGCGCGAGAGGAGCCAGAGAGAGGAGGACGCCCGCACCUUGGCCGGGAUGGCGGAGGCCAUCCCGGAGAGCAACGUUGGGUUCAAGAUGUUGAAGCAGAUGGGAUACGACCCGGCAGCCCGCGGCGCCGGCGCCGAGCCGGUUGGAAUCGAGAUCCGCCGCUCUCGGGCCGGACUCGGGGCGGAGCCAGAUGCUUCUGUGGCGCCGCUGCCGCAGCCAUCGGAACCCAAGACGCGGGAGGAGGAAGAAAGGGAGAGGAAGCGGGAGGAGGAGAUGGUGGUGGAGCUGAGGUCGAGGAAGAGCACGCAAUGGAAGGGACGGAGGUUGGUGUGGGACUACCGCAAGGCUGAGGCGGCGCUCGCGCAGCUGGAGAACAGGGAGGUGGAGCCACCGGCCCCCGAUGGGGAGGAGAAGGAGAAGGGAGAAGAUGAAGAGGAAGAGGUGAUCACUGAAGAGGGUUUACAAACCAUAUUGGAUAAGCUGCGUGUUCAACACCACUAUUGCCUUUACUGUGGAUGCAAGGGAAAGGCUGCGUACUAUAGACCCAAAGUGGUCGGACCCUUCCCUGGACCCUGCGCAAGCGGGAGCUACAUGCACCAGUUUGAAUCAGCAGGAGCACUGGCAAAUGAAUGCCCUGGGCCUAAUGAAGAUGAUCACUGAUCCACUCUGUCAAUGGUGACAAGGGCACUGUCCUUCCCACUGCAGAUUAUGGUAAAUGUGACAUUUGGGAUAUUCUUGAUUAGUUGACUGUGUACGGUUAACCUUAGUCCUUAACACAAUCACUGGUUCAUAGCCAACUGGAGAAACUGAGCUCCAGCAUGUUAGUGGAAACAAUAUAUUCUUAACUACUAUUAUGUGUAUUAGUUCUGUAUGAAAUGUCUCAACAUGUGAAAUCUUUUUGGGUCAGUUUGAAAUUACAGAGAUGGAAUGGGAAGCUUCAAGGAGUUCGCAUAUUGUGUGAACUGCUUCAUUUAGAGCUCAAGUUAUGUCUCUGACAUGUCCAGAACUCCGAAUGAAGUUACCGCGGCCAAAAGACAGUAGUGUGUUAAGCUGUGAAGAAACGAGUUGAAUUCAGCUAGCGGUAAUGUAAGAAGAAUUGCACUAGACGUUUCCCAUUCCUGCUUUCUAAUCGAGGGACUAUUCAUCACUCAUCAACUGAACUGUUGAAGUUAGAGUCGUGGGAAGGCUGACACUGUUCAUCUCUUUGUUCCAGCCAAUGCCGGAAUCUGUGUACAGUGCAAUUACAUUUGUGUCGAUCUUUCAUGUGGACAAGCGAUCCAUUUAUGAUCACUGUUUGUUGAUCACGGGCCAACAUGUGGCACAAGAUUUGUCAGUGUGAGCUCAAUUAUUAUGUCAUCAUGAUGGCUGCAUCAUCCCACCCUUGCCCUACCUCUGGCAAUUAUUUGUUCUCCUUUCUAAAGUGGGCUCCCUAAUUUUGUUCAGACCUAAAGUCAGUCUUUGGAAACAUCAAAGGUUUCAGCUUUACCAUCAAACAAAAUCAACAAGAUCACAAGAUCUGGAUCAGCAUCCCAGCAAAUGGUGACUGGAAAAAAGAGGAGAUGCUUGGAACACAUUCUCCUUGGCAGUCUCUGUCACAUGAAAGCAGGUGCUGAUGUUUUGGAGAGAAUAUACCAGAGUUGUCACCAGUCACCACUAAUGUGUUCUUUUGGAGUAAAGAAGCUACCGCAUUGCUU
This is a messenger RNA of Triticum dicoccoides, 1994 nucleotides long. RefSeq names its product G patch domain-containing protein 11-like. The transcript has 5 exons. NCBI's taxonomy places the organism in Eukaryota, Viridiplantae, Streptophyta, Magnoliopsida, Poales, Poaceae. The record is from RefSeq and is a predicted model, not a curated record. Gene Ontology annotation, cellular component: kinetochore. The coding region runs from base 106 to 960 and encodes 284 amino acids.